This is a messenger RNA of Epinephelus lanceolatus (giant grouper), 2414 nucleotides long. Its product is annotated as potassium channel subfamily K member 2-like. The record is from RefSeq and is a predicted model, not a curated record. Gene Ontology annotation, cellular component: plasma membrane. Gene Ontology annotation, biological process: potassium ion transmembrane transport; stabilization of membrane potential. Gene Ontology annotation, molecular function: potassium ion leak channel activity; outward rectifier potassium channel activity. Lineage: Eukaryota; Metazoa; Chordata; Actinopteri; Perciformes; Serranidae.
GUCCUGGAUGUAUUUUCUCCGGAGAUUGUAAAGUGGAGGGAAGCGCAGCUCACUGAAGAAACCAUGUGGGGAGCAGCCACGUCCCUUGAUGGGAGCACCGGAGGCGCAAGGCGACGCUAACAGGAGAUCAUUAUUUGUGCUUUCUUGGAGAAAAAAAGAUCCGUCGAUGAGGAAACAAAGAGAGUAGAGAUGGUAGAGAAUUCUACAUCAAUCAAUUUCAUCCUCACAGUGGCCGCACCUGACCUUCUGGACCCGAAGUCUGCCACCCACAACUCCAAACCUCGCCUGUCGUUCUCGGUCAAACCGGUAGUGCUGAACACUCCAGAGGACGAGUGCGACACCCGGACUACUGUCAUGAGGUGGAAAACCGUGUCAGCCAUCUUCUUCUUGGUGGUGCUUUAUCUCAUUAUUGGGGCGACGGUGUUCAAAGCGCUGGAGCAGCCUCAUGAGAGCUUAAAGAAGAUGGCCAUUCUCGAAGAAAAACUGGAGUUCUUGGCCACGCACACCUGUGUGAACUCCUCUGAGCUGGAGGAUUUGGUCAAGCAAGUUGUUUCAGCAGUCCGAGCAGGUGUGAACCCUUCAGGAAAUAGAUCCAAUCAGACGAGCCUCUGGGACAUCAGUUCCUCCUUUUUCUUUGCCGGGACUGUUAUCACCACUAUCGGAUUUGGGAACAUCUCUCCUCACACAGAAGGUGGGCGGAUCUUCUGUAUAAUUUACGCUCUGCUUGGGAUUCCCCUGUUUGGAUUCUUAUUGGCUGGUGUCGGCGACCAACUGGGGACCAUUUUUGGGAAGGGCAUCGCCAGAGUAGAGAAGAUGAUUGUGAAAUGGCAAGUCAGCCAGACGAAGAUCCGCGUCAUCUCCACCCUGAUCUUCAUCCUAUUUGGGUGCCUCAUCUUCGUGGCUCUGCCAGUUGUCAUAUUUAAGCACAUCGAGGGAUGGAGCACACUCGAGUCCAUCUACUUUGUCGUCAUCACCCUCACCACGAUUGGAUUUGGAGACUUUGUCGCCGGUGAAAAAGGUGGGUCAGAGAAUCCAGAGUUCCUGAACUACUACAAGCCUGUGGUGUGGUUCUGGAUCCUGGUGGGCCUGGCGUACUUUGCCGCUGUGCUCAGUAUGAUUGGAGACUGGUUCCGGGUCAUUUCCAAGAAAACUAAAGAGGAGGUUGGGGAGUUUCGAGCUCACGCAGCUGAGUGGACGGCAAAUGUGUCAGCAGAGUUCAAAGAGACCCGGAGGCGACUCAGCGUUGACAUCUAUGACAAGUUCCAGCGCGCUGCAUCCAUCAAGCGCAAGCUGUCAUCUGAGCUGGGUAUCAAUACCAUCAACCAGGAAAUGACUCCUGGCAAGAGGACGCUGUCUGCCAACCUGUGUGAGGAUAAAGAGGCCUACCCCAACAUGGCUCUCUCUCUUAGUCCUGUCCCAGGGACACUCGCCAGGAACGGCAGCCUCUACCUGAACGGCCUCAGCCCAGACUAUGCUGAUCGGCGAGAGAUUGCCAUCAUUGAAACUCUCAAAUGAGGAGCAGCAUGAAAUGAGAUUCAGGAAACUGUGUGAAACAUGUCUGGUGGUGGACAGAGCUUAUAGACACAUACACACUUUAGUGCUUAUUGACUGAGCAUUUGUGAUACAGUACCUGUGCGUGCGCAUUCAUUAAGUGGAUUGUGCUCCAAUCAUUGAUUAAAAACCUCGAGAGUGACUUCAGAGAUCAAUCAUCAAGCUCCCUCCUUUCAUGUGUGUGAUUGAAACUCAAACAAAAGCGUAUGAUGUUCCAGCUCUCAGGUCCCAUUCAUGCAACAGAGGACAGACUUCCUUUCAUUGUGUCCAUGCCAACAUGAUCGACAGCUGUGCUAGCGAUUGAGCCAAAUCAGAAGUGUGCUCCAGACUGGAACAAAUGAUUGUAUUUAGAGGCAUGAGUUUAACAAACUUAUCUAAUGAGCAGGAAGGAAAUGAACGCCCAUAUUGUGGUAGCAGCGCAUUGGACAUCUUCUCACAUACCCACAAACAAGCCUGUGAACACACAGGAGGUAAAUGCAUUCAUCAAACCUAGAAAGCAAUAGAUGCAUCUGUGCUCAUCAUCUCUUUGAAUUUCCAGAGGCCCUGAAAUCUGCAUCAGAUAAAGAGGAUCCUCACUGCUGAAAGCAAUUCACAAUCAACAAUGAACGCUUGUUCUUGAUGAGGCAGCAGUCCUGCGCUAACACAAAGGAAUGUGGCUUUUCUCUUUUAAGUUUACACCUCUUCCAGUAUGAAUUUAUAUGCCUUGCAUUUCACCGAUCAGUCUGCCCUCGCUUAGGAGACGAAUGUUGAUGCUUUUGUUCCUCCAUGACUGACAUUCAGCUUUUCACCCUAAGGAAUAAUCCACUUGUGCCUUAGCAAACAUGUGAGGAUGGUGACGCAUGAAGGACUGAGAUUCGCUUUGU